AUGACGGACUCGGCAGAUCUGCUUGGAGAUGACAUCUUAUCAUCUUAUAUAAGCUUCACUUGCUUUUCGAUGACUACUGGAGAAGAAUUGAGGAGCGCACACUCCAAAGUGACCCGUUCCAAGAAAACUGUGGUGAGCAUUAAAAAUACCAACAAAGAAAGAAAUCCUGAAAAGAAAAUGAAUUCAUCAGCAAUAAAUUCAACAGUCAUCAGUCUGACCCAACUUUCUCUAUUUAGCAGCAAUGUCAACCAGUUUAUCAAAAUCUCUUUUUUAACCUUAACGUUCCUUUGCUUCUUCUUUUUCCUUUAUUUUAUCAUUGUAAUCCUGAUGGUCUUCUUCUCCAAUGUUUACGUCAGAGAGAACCCACGCUAUUUACUGUUUGCUCACAUGCUUAUCACCGAUACAAUAUAUCUUUCUCUGGGCAUUUUCCUUUCAGUGUCUGUUAUGUUUCUUCCUGUAUCCAUUCCCGUACCAGUCUGCUACAUUGUAAUUAUCAUGAUCACGACAACCUUCAAGGUGACACCAUACAACCUUGCAGCCAUGGCUUUGGAGCGCUACAUGGCCAUAUGUUUCCCUCUAAGACACGGGCAGCUAUGCACCAGACCAAGAUCUUUGGUUGUCAUUGGUGUAAUUUGGAUAAUUGGGUUUGUUCCGAGCAUUGCAGAUUUUAUUAUUCUAAUUUCCUCCAAAGAUCCAAGUUUUUUCUCUCUUCGUUUGAUGUGUACACAAUAUAGUUUUAUGAAUACCCCCCAGCAAAACGCUAUACAAAUUACCGCUUAUGUUCUGUGCUUUGCAGUGGUGGGGCUGAUUAUCAUUUACACAUAUAUCAGGAUCAUGCUGAUUGCUAUGAAACUUGACUCAGGAAAUUCAUCGGCUUCUAAAGCUGGUAAAACCGUUAUGCUCCACGCUUUACAGCUCCUCUUAUGCAUGACCGCCUUCAGCCACAACAUUACAGAGCUUUUCUUUCAAGAAUAUAUUCUUCUUGUAGCCCGAAUCAACUUUCUAUUCUUCAUGUGCCUACCCCGGUCUCUCAGCCCCCUGAUUUAUGGACUAAGAGAUGAAAUGCUCUGCAGUUAUAUCAAAAAGUUUGUUCUCUGUAAACCUUUAAAGGUUGUCAUAAAUGCAACUUGA
This is a messenger RNA of Pelobates fuscus (common spadefoot toad), 1131 nucleotides long. RefSeq names its product odorant receptor 131-2-like. Gene Ontology annotation, molecular function: odorant binding; G protein-coupled receptor activity; olfactory receptor activity. NCBI's taxonomy places the organism in Eukaryota, Metazoa, Chordata, Amphibia, Anura, Pelobatidae. The record is from RefSeq and is a predicted model, not a curated record. The transcript is spliced from 2 exons. Gene Ontology annotation, biological process: G protein-coupled receptor signaling pathway; detection of chemical stimulus involved in sensory perception of smell. Gene Ontology annotation, cellular component: membrane. The coding region runs from base 1 to 1131 and encodes 376 amino acids.